UACUACACAUAAACAGAGAAGCUUAAAAUCGUGAAGAUAAAAACCGCCGGUAAUUUAUAGAUACAUUUUUCGAAUACGUAAAUACGUACAUAAGUGUGUAAAAUAAGUAAAAAAAAAAAAACUGCAAUCACGUUUUUUGCACUACAGUAAAACUUAAAAAAAGAUACAUCUUUUAGAUACUUGGGAAAACAAUAAAAAUCGUUGUUGUACGCUCACACUUAACUACAAGAUAUCUCUAUAAAACCGACAAACUCGCAUCAAUAGCUGUUGCUGCUGCAGCAGCAGAAAUGGCUUCAACAUCAUCGAAAGCGAUAACGUACUCAUUACAUACACGCCUACUACUUCAUGCAUUGUGUAUGGUAUGUGUUUGUUUGUGAAUGUGCCUUGUGAGAAUAUUUAAUGUGCAAGAACUGCUGCAGCACCGGAUCUCAUGCUCUUGUUGUUGCUGUGGUGCACUGGACGACCGAAACGAGACGAUUCAUAUGAUGUGUGAAUUGUAUACAUAUGUUUGUGAUGGUGUUGGUAGUUUGUAUACAAUUGUAUCGUUUGUUUGAAUGUUUAUUUGUGUAUUUUUAAAGGUAUUAAACUUCUUUAUCUGAGGAUAAAGCUGUAAAUAUCCGCGAGAUUUACUACACGACGCGUGUCAUUUCGUUCCCCAAGAAAAACAGCAAAAAUACAACUGAAGUGGAAGAAAAAGAAACCAUCCAAAUAUAAACAAAAAAAACCCUAAAUUCAAACUGCAACAACUGGAAAAUUACAUUGAAUACCCAAACAACCUUAAAUCCUGCAAUUCGUCGGUUAUUGUUUAUUCAUAUUGGAGUCAUCGUAACGACUUCAAAAAUCGCCAACUGAACCAACUGCAUCAUCACAUCCCAAAAAAAAAAAACAAGAAGAAAUUGUUUGCUACUCGAACUCAUAUUAUAUGGUUUAUAUGUUUGAAUAUUUGUCUGUCCGUCUGUCUACUCACUCGUUUUUUAAAUGGCAACAUUUAGGCCAAAACUGCAAUUGCAUUGAUUUGAUUUCUCAUCGUAUUCUCUAGAGGAGUUUUGGUUGGUUUUUGUUUUACGUUUCGUUUGUUGACCAGAAGCAUCCGUUAAUGUUUUACCAACAACUUAACGGCUCGUUGUUUCUUAUUGCCAUCAUGUACACUGCUAGCUGCUGCUCGUACUAUACUCAACUUUUCUCGUACAACAAUCAGUGAUUUUAAAUCUUUUUGAAUUUUAAAUUUAAACCAUUCAACGACAAUAAGAAGAAAAAUACCAAAAAAAUAAAAGUAAAAAACUAUUUACCAAAUGUGAAUUUUGUGGCGGCUUCUUCUAAAAAAAAUUGUACAAAGAAAAAAAAACUAACUACAAACGUUCAAUUUCUAUAAGACUGCAGAGAAAAAAGUACUACAAUAAAAAACUUUUGUGGCGUGAAAAUAAAAAAACAGAACAAUUGUUUAUUGUCUUUUCAGACAAUAGCAGUUGCAGAAAAAAAAGGAAUUUCGCUUGGAAAUUACAAUCAUAACUUGUGUUUUGUGCUGGUUUUUUUGUAAAAUUUUCUAGACUUUUUGUCGCCGCAGCCGAAGCCGCCGCCAUGUUGGUUCCGCCCGAUAUGAUGGCCGCCCAAACGCGCAUGAUCUAUCAGAUGAAUCGUUAUUGUGCUGAACGUGUUCAAGCUCGCAUGUUUAAAACUGCUACGGCCAUUCGAGAAAUCUGCAAAAUUGUCCAGGAUAUUUUGAAAGAGGUCGAAUUGCAGGAGCCUCGUUUUAUCUCUAGUUUAGUUGAGUGUAAUGGCAGAUAUGAAGGCGUUGAAGUCAUCUCCCCCACAGAAUUCGAAAUUGUUUUAUAUCUCAAUCAAAUGGGUGUUUUCAAUUUCGUCGAUGAUGGUACUCUACCCGGUUGUGCUGUGCUCAAAUUAAGUGAUGGCCGCAAAAGAUCCAUGUCUUUAUGGGUGGAAUUUAUAACAGCCUCCGGUUAUCUAUCGUCAAGAAAAAUUAGAGCACGUUUUCAGACUCUAGUAGCACAAGCAUGUGAUAAAAGUAUUUAUCGUGAUAUGGUGAAAAUGAUUGGUGAUACUACGGAGGUAAAAUUGAGAAUACGUGAACGGUAUAUAGUGCAAAUAACACCGGCAUUUAAAUGUUCGGGUAUAUGGCCGAGAUCGGCAGCACAUUGGCCAUUGCCUCAUAUACCCUGGCCACAUCCGAGUAUAGUGGCUGAAGUCAAAACGGAGGGAUUUGAUUUGUUGUCUAAGGAAAGUGUCAUAUUUCAGAAUAAAACAAAUAAUGCCGCCAGCAUGGAGGGAGAUGCUUGGGUGUUGAGUUUUUUUGAAGCCGAAAAUAGAUUGUUGCAAGGUGGCUGCCGUCGUCGUUUGCUUAGCAUUUUGAAAACUUUAAGAGAUCGUCAUUUGGAUUUACCCGGUAAUCCCAUAACAGCCUAUCAUUUGAAAAAUUUACUAUUGUAUGAAUGUGAAAAACAUCCCCGAGAUUUUGAAUGGGAUGAACCAUGUAUUGCGGAUCGUAUCAAUGGCAUAUUUCUGCAGUUAAUAUCCUGCUUACAGUACAGACGUUGUCCCCAUUAUUUUCUACCUAGUUUGGAUCUAUUUAAAGGUAAAUCUCCCAGCGCCUUAGAACAGGCAGCCAAACAGGUGUGGCGUUUAACACGUGAGAUGUUAACAAAUAACAAUGCAUUUGAAAAAUUGUAAAAAAUAGAAGAAGAAAGGGCCCAACUAACAAAAGAUAAAGGAAGUCUGCUGCUGUAAGCAUUAUUUGAUAAAAAUGUGUAUAAAAAUUUUUAUUACAAAUUCCCCUAGAAAAGCAAUUAUUAAAAAUGUGAAGGAUAAAAAUCAAAGAUUUCUCUUUUAACAAAAUUUUUCUAAAAAAAUUCACAACACUAUAAUCCUUAGAUUUUAGAUAAAAAACAUAUUUCAUAUAUGUAUCUUUAUAUUUAUUAUGGAAUGAAUGCUUUGCAUGUGUGUUAUUUUGGAUCUUAUGAAUGAUGUUUAUCGGCACUCAUAUGUUGUAUUUAUCACAGGAUAAUCCGUCUUAAUAUUUUUUGUUACUCUCCCUCUCUUUCUCUACUAUCUAUUGUUUUAAAAAUUUGGAUAUUUUUAAUUUUUUUGUAAAUCGUGGUUUACUAACCCUUAAACAUUUCAUUGUCUCAAAUAAUUCACAAUGAGAAAAAAGUUUUUCUAUUUUGACUAUAACUUUGUAUACGAUUAGAUUUUAUAAUUCAUAACUAAGCAAAAGUGAUAAUUUGUAAUGUAUAAUUAAGGAAAAUGUUUGGUGUAACGAUUUUCAUUGAAAUUUAUACUAGUUAUCGACAAGAUGUUUAAGUGCUUAACGUGAACACCUGCCUGGACGGCCUUAUUUCACGGUCCAUCCACUGGGUAGACUUAAGCCCCGUUGCGGAAUGACAGGCAGCAUGGGAUCAAUCUGAAUGCAAACCCCAACAAGGAAAAAACAAUCACUGGUCUAAAGCUAAUAUGUAGAACUACCCCAACAUUGGGUGAAAUCAAUCCUCCGGUAAACCGGAAGGUGGCCACACUUUCGAUGUCAUUAAAGAUUGCAUUAUUUAAAAUGCAACUAAUGAUGCAAUUCCAGUGCAUUUGUUAACCUCUUUAAGCCGGCGCAACCACACUACUGAGAUGGCCCUGUUGAUCUGGCAACAGCACCUGUAUGUCAGAUAAUGUGACAAAAGAUGUAGGAAUUUCGAAAGUCAAUUCGAACCCGAUAAUUGCCCCGACAAGUUGAGUAGAAGGCCUCACCUAUAGGUCGCGUAGCAUGAAACAAUAUGCAUCCUGUUGAGAUGGCAACAGCACCGAGAAUUUCCCUGAAGUAAAAGGUCUACUAAAUCAGUACUAGGCUCCUGUCGGGCAGAGGAGUCUUUCCCGAUCGUUCACAAAUUGCAUCAGUUCCAUUCUCAGACCAUAAAGACGGAAUGACAGGCAACUACCAAGUGUCAACCAAAAAAUUUCCCAACCUAUACUGGCGCCCUACUACGCGAAGAGUAAGAUAUACUCAACAGGUUCAGGAAUCACCUAGUGACAUCUGUUGAGAUGGCAACAGCACCGGAAAGAGAAUCCAGACAUAUAUGGCAUUUGGAUAUAUCAGUUCUUAAACCAGAAUACUUUCCCCACGAAUUUGGCUUUAAACCACAGCCACUACGUGGAUCCCGAAAGAACCUCAACCAACCGUAGUGCCAGAUUAUGUGGUGCUCUGUCCGACCCCAUGUCAAAUCAUUUCAAGGAAAGGCCGAGGAUACAUUUGAUCAUCACUAUUUUAUAGUUCCGGCAGACUAGUGAUAUUGGUAGCACCUCUUUUCCCCGGGAUAUUGCAAUAACACCAAAAAGUAGAUUUCACCAAGGCAACGUGCCCCCGGGGGUACUAGUUAUCGACAAUAAAGAUACCCCGCAACAUCUGUUAUGUAAAAAAAGAAACUAAAGCAGCCGGAGAACUGAUUUUAGGUAUAAUGUCAAUGGCCGCCACCCAUUGCACGAAUUUCGGCAUCCAGUAUAAGCUAGUAGUUUAAAAAAUCCUCUAUCAAAUUAGGUAUAUUUUGGCCUAUAUAGCACAUACAGCAUCUUCUUCCGAUAUCUCUAUAUACUGACAGAAAUGUUUGGUAUCGGAAGUAGACAAAAUAUAUUAGGUCCUCAAAGGAAUCUUGAACAAUCUAUAUAUUUCCAUUCUUCUGUUUCCAAUAGUAGAAAUAUUAUCCAGAGAAAAGAAUGCUAAAGAAUUAAAUGUUCUUAAAUUAUUACAUAAAGAAAGAAGGUUCAGCGGAAAGGAACUAGAAGAAUGAAAAUUUUCUAAAAUAUUAUAUAUAUGUAUAUAUAGGAUGCAAUUUUUCUUAUCUGUUGAUCAGCGAUAUUUUAUAUUGAAAAUGGAUUCAAAAAUAGUGUUUUUUAAAUUUCUCAAAUCUCAGAUGUGAUGGAGAAAAUCUGAGGUCAGUGCGAUUCAAUCCUUUAGAAAAGUCUAAGAGUUUCAAAUUUUUUUCAAAUCUUUUCGGCCUGUGUAUUAAGAACAUGAUACCCCAGAAUGCAAAAUUGAUUUUGUCAAUGUGACUUAAAAUCGUUACACUUUACAUUUUCCCAAUAAUUUAUAAUAUUUAUAAAUUUUGUUUAAAACAAUUAAUAAGUCUUAAUAUUUUUCUAAAAAAUAUAUAAAACUUAUAGCAAAAAAUUAACAUAAAAUGUGCAAUUUGAAAACAACAUAAGUAUACAAAUAAGAUUUAAAAAAAUAAUUUUGUAAAAAUUAAAAAAAAAAACAAAUUUGUUAAAUUUUUUUAUUAUUAAGUUCAUUAAUUAUUGUGUGAAAAAAAUAAAUAAAAAUCAUGUUAUAUAAAACUACUCAAAAUAUUAAUAAAAAUUUUAAAUU
Lucilia sericata (common green bottle fly) is the source of this 5356-nucleotide messenger RNA. Its product is annotated as protein mab-21-like. The record is from RefSeq and is a predicted model, not a curated record. NCBI's taxonomy places the organism in Eukaryota, Metazoa, Arthropoda, Insecta, Diptera, Calliphoridae. The coding region runs from base 1579 to 2685 and encodes 368 amino acids. The transcript has 3 exons.